GAUAUAUCAUGGAAAGAACGUGUGAUAUGCUGGCAUUGACCGCAUUUGCAUUCACAAUGGCGAUGUAUGUGUGAGUGCCUGGCGGUGCUGAAUACAUCACUGAGUGUGUGUCAUACAUAGCCCUACAGUGGUUGGUUGUGGAGCGGAGACAGGUCAAAUCCUCGUUUCAAGGUCAAGUGAUUACAAAGGGACAAUCAAUGAUGAAACCAUGAUGUAGACUAACUAACAGUGAAGUCGACCAAGGCCAUGUUUACAAACAUGAUCUCACUGGGGACCCCUGUGUUUCUGAUAGCAUUACUCCUGCUCCAGUCAUCAACGCCCUCUGUCAGCAACCCCCAGAGCAGCGAGGAUUAUAAAGCGACCUCUACCGGUGAUGGGGUAGUAACUGCCAGAAAGGUGAUGAUGUUUAUGUUCGACGCCUUCCGGUGGGACUACGCGGAAAUGCCGGGCCUUACAGGCUUUCCGCGUCUCUUCAAAAAUGGCGUCCGUGCUGAAUACAUGCUGUCUGAGUUUCCCACUGUGUCCUGGCCAAACCAUUACUCAAUCACCACAGGUCUUCACGUUGAAAAUCACGGUUUAAUUGACAAUGAAAUAUACGACCCUGUCCUGAAAGAAAUAUUCAAACCUGUCAAUGAAAAUUACUACAAGCCUCACUGGUGGAAUGGAGGUGACCCCAUCUGGAUCACGGCAACUAGGCAGGGUUUGCGGGCUCAUAUGUACUAUUGGAUUGGUGGCGAUGUGGAAAUCCGUGGUCUGCGUCCGGAAUGGUGGCGCCCUUACACGGAUAGGAAUAUUUCAGGAGCUGGACCAACAUACUUCAACUUCACCCGAGAUAUCGACCAAGCUAUCAAGCUGUUUAAGAAUGACAGUGUGGAUUUAGUUGGACUAUAUCUCGACCGUCCAGAUUACUACGGCCACGAGAACGGGACAAUGUCCAUCGCACUGAACAAAACCGUUCAUGACUGUGAUAAGGUCAUCAACCACUUGCUGGACCAAUUAGAAGUCAACAAACUCGAUAAUGUGGUUGACGUUCUCAUCUUCUCGGAUCAUGGAAUGGAGAAUAGAAGUUUUGACAAACGCAUCUUUCUCGAGGAUUACAUAAGCAAGGAAGACUGGAAUAAGUCGCUGAUUCAAGGAAUCGGUGGUGGGCCACUGGUUGGACUCUGGCCUAAGCCUGGCUUGAAGAAAAAGCUUUAUGGUACUUUCAAAGAUCGCCACCCAAACAUGACAGUAUAUUACAAGGAGGACUUGCCUGAAGACGAUUACUGGCACCUGAAACACAACAGGCGGACACCACCCAUCUUACUAAGGGCUGAUCUUGGCUGGUAUAUCCUUAAGCCUGUUAACUAUACGUGGAACUUUACGGUGGGAGGGAGCCACGGAUAUGAUAAUCACUACAAAGACAUGCGAGCAAGCUUUUUUGCCAUUGGCCCACAUUUCAAGAAAGGCUACCUGGCUCCAUCAUUCCCAAACGUCGACGUCUAUCAAAUACUUUGUAAAAUACUUGACCUUGACCCUUCACCUAACAACGGGACUUGGAGUCACGUGGCAGGAAUGCUAGUCCCUGGAAACUGGAAUAAAAUGAUCCGGAUUGAUGCAAAGACGAAAUCGAACUAUAUAUCUAUGAUGAACAAACAAUUGAUGGCCUUCGCGGCUGUGGUUCUCAUGUUUCUGAUGUUAUAACACAGGCCGACGAUAGCUUUUUGUGGAUAUGACUUCCCAAGAGUUCUCCAGUGUCUCGGGCAAGUGUCCGCGGCAGCCAUUCUGCGGCAAUUAAUGCGUAGUGUUAGUGACUGCAUUGAAUGACUGAUGAUCCGGGCCAAUGAUCUUCCUAACAGGGGGUUGAGAUCAGGGAUUAAUCACGGAUCCUUAUUCGUAUGCGGAUAGAAAUGUACACCAAAUUCGUCCUUUUUCUGGAUGGUUUAAUCCAUACGCAUGGUAUACCUAAAGGAUCAUUCGAUAAGCCGCUGCUCACAACCUCCCUGUCGUGGCGAGGACUGCUACUUAUCACUUAUAACAGAUGAAUAGUAAACUCCUCUGCAAGUUCAAAAUUGUCUAAUUGUCCCAACGUGAUACUACAUGGUGUAUUGUUUAUAUCGCCUUUUAACGUAAUACAUGUCUGUUACUACUUGUAUUUGUCAUCUUCAUCGUCUUGUGGGGAUUAUAAAAGUACAGGAUGACCUUGUCGUCUCAAGUCCCCGGUU
Messenger RNA from Lineus longissimus, 2204 nucleotides. Its product is annotated as glycerophosphocholine cholinephosphodiesterase ENPP6-like. Lineage: Eukaryota; Metazoa; Nemertea; Pilidiophora; Heteronemertea; Lineidae. The coding region runs from base 247 to 1683 and encodes 478 amino acids. The record is from RefSeq and is a predicted model, not a curated record. The transcript is spliced from 9 exons.